AUGAAGUUUUACUUGGUCUUGAUGGCACUCGCUGCCCUUGGCAAUGCCCUGCCCGCUGUCGAGGGUGAGGUCCAAGGCCUCAAGCCCUCUGGUCCGGCUCCCUUCCCCUCUGGCGAGCCUCACCACCACCACCCUCACCCAAAGCCGUCUGGUCCUCCCCACGAGCCCCACGGACCCAAGCCCACUGGAAAGGGCGGUCCUAAGCCCACCGGCAAGCCUGGCCCCAAGCCAACUGGCAAGGGUGGCGCCAAGCCCACCUCCCACCCUGAGCCCAUCCUGGGUCUCGGCAACGGCAAGUUCCACCCUGGAAAGCCUUCUGGCAAGCCCUCUGGCAAGCCUCACCACGGACACCACCCCAAGCGUAAGUCUCCCAAGUUCAUUUGUACAGUACUUUUUUGGCAUCAGACUGACCAUGCCGAAAACGCAGCCACGGGAAAGCCUCCUGGACCUAAGCCAACAGGCAAGCCUUUCUAA
Messenger RNA from Pestalotiopsis fici W106-1, 474 nucleotides. RefSeq lists its product as uncharacterized. The transcript is spliced from 7 exons. The record is from RefSeq and is a predicted model, not a curated record. The coding region runs from base 1 to 474 and encodes 157 amino acids. NCBI's taxonomy places the organism in Eukaryota, Fungi, Ascomycota, Sordariomycetes, Amphisphaeriales, Sporocadaceae.